GUUGGUUACUUUCAUCAAACAAAAUACGUAUUUUUCUCACUUGGGUUUAGGUCAGAGAAAUGACAAAGAAGAUGGUAGAAUCUCAGAAUUGGACUAAAACUAUAAGAGAUUGCCUCUCUAGAUUAGAGGCAUGGUCAUGUAAGGGUGACUUUGAUUCAGAAAAGGUCCAAAUGGAGUUGGUUGACAAUUUGCUAAGUUUAAGUCUUGUCCAUUGUGUUGAUCCUGCCUAUCUCAAAUUGAAGGAAAUCGAUUACGUUCUUUUGUUAUGCCCGAAGAUUUCAGUAGUUGAAUCGGAGAACGUGCAAUCUAAGAUACUUGAUUCACCUAUCUCUGCAAAAGAAAGUGAAAAGUUGAUAUACAUGCUGUCUUCAGUUAAGCGAUUCGCCAAUUCAGAACCAUUCUCAUCAGAAGAGAUUGAUGAAGUACGAACUCGUUGGGCAUCAUAUUUCUUAGAAAUGACGCAAUCCAUCAACGACACAUGAUGAACGUGUUUGUUUAAGUUUUGAGUGAUGAUGAGACUUAUAACUUUAUACAAUGUGUUACUACUUUAGACUUGUGCAAGGAUUGUUUUAUUUUAGCUUAUUAUUAUGUACUAAGUUGUUACUUGAACUUGUUUAACAUUUGUGGAAGAAUUGAAAAAUAGCUUGUGUUAUUGUUUUAGAUGGAUCAAGUGAACAAGUGAAAAAUUUUGCUA
Molecule: messenger RNA, 694 nt
Organism: Cuscuta europaea
Lineage: Eukaryota; Viridiplantae; Streptophyta; Magnoliopsida; Solanales; Convolvulaceae
Source: the annotation of a GenBank genome assembly